Molecule: messenger RNA, 2181 nt
Organism: Rangifer tarandus platyrhynchus (Svalbard reindeer)
Lineage: Eukaryota; Metazoa; Chordata; Mammalia; Artiodactyla; Cervidae
Source: the annotation of a GenBank genome assembly
AUGGAGCGGGCGGAGGCGGGGGCGCCCGGCGGCUGCCCGGGGGCGCUGGAGCCUGACGAGCUCGACGACCUCCCUUGGUUUCAUGAUGAGCUGGAGCCAGCAGGAAGUUCUUCAUGUAGAGUCAUAGUACACGUGGAUCUGGAUUGCUUUUACGCACAAGUAGAAAUGAUCUCCAAUCCAGAACUAAAGGACAAACCUUUAGGGGUUCAGCAGAAAUAUUUGGUGGUUACCUGCAACUAUGAAGCUAGGAAACUUGGAGUUAAGAAACUUAUGAGUGUCAGAGAUGCAAAAGAAAAGUGUCCACAGCUAGUACUAGUUAAUGGAGAAGACCUGACUCGUUACAGAGAGAUGUCAUACAAGGUUACAGAGCUGUUGGAAGAAUUUAGUCCAGUUGUUGAGAGACUUGGGUUUGAUGAAAAUUUUGUGGAUCUAACAGAAAUGGUUGAGAAGAGACUAGAGCAGCUUCAAAGUGAUGAACUCUCAGCACUGACUGUGUCGGGUCAUGUGUACAAUAAUCAACCUGUAAACCCACGUGACACGUCGCACAUCAGACUCCUUGUUGGAUCUCAGAUUGCGGCCGAGAUGCGGGAAGCCAUAUAUCAUCAGCUGGGUCUCACUGGCUGUGCGGGGGUGGCAUCUAAUAAAUUAUUGGCAAAAUUAGUUUCUGGCGUCUUUAAACCAAAUCAACAAACGGUCUUACUACCUGAAAGUUCUCAAGAUCUCAUUCAUAGUUUGAACCACAUAAAGGAAAUGCCUGGUAUCGGCUAUAAAACGACCAAACAUCUGGAAGCACUGGGUAUCAGUAGUGUGCGUGAUCUUCAGACCUUUCCAUCCAAAAUAUUAGAAAAGGAAUUAGGAAUUUCAGUUGCUCAGCGUAUCCAGAAGCUCAGUUUUGGAGAGGAUGACUCUCCUGUGACUCCCUCAGGACCACCUCAGUCCUUUAGUGAGGAAGAUUCAUUUAAAAAAUGUUCAUCAGAAGUUGAAGUUAAAACUAAGAUUGAAGAACUACUUGCUAGUCUUUUGAACAGAGUCUGCCAAGAUGGAAGGAAGCCACAUACAAUCAGAUUAAUAAUCCGUCGGUAUUCAUCUGAGAAGCACUAUAACCGUGAGAGUCGUCAGUGCCCAAUUCCGUCCCACAUAAUUCAGAAGUUAGGGGCAGGAAAUUAUGAUGUGAUGACCCCAAUGGUUGAUACUCUUAUGAAACUUUUUCGAAAUAUGGUGAAUGUGAAGAUGCCAUUUCAUCUUACCCUAUUAAGUGUGUGCUUCUGCAACCUUAAAUCCCUAAAUACUGCUAAGAAAGGGACUAUUGAUUAUUAUUUAAAACCUUCAUUAUCAACAACUCCACACGCUGGAAAGCGCAGUUUUAAAAUGAAAGACUGUCAUAUGGAGGAUUUUUCUAAAGACAAGGAAUCAAAUCGGGAUUUUCUACCAACUGGAAGGAUUGAAAGUACAAGAACUGGGGAGUCUCCCCCAGAUCCCACAAACCCUUCUAAAGAAAAAGACAAGAAUGAACUUCCCCUCUCCUCGCUUCCUGAGGAUAUUGACCAAGAAGUCUUCAAGCAGCUUCCUGUAGAUAUUCAAGAAGAAAUCCUUUCUGGAAAAUCUCGAGAAAAAGUUCAAGGAAAAGGAAGUUUGAGUUGUCCAUUACAUGCUUCUCGAGGAGUAUUAUCUUUCUUUUCUAAGAAACAAAAGCAGGAUAGUUCCUUAAAUCCUAAAGAUCAUGUACCCAAAAGCACACAGGUCUCCUCUGUAUCUCCCUGUGAACCAGGAACAUCAGGCGGUAGCAGUUCCUCUUAUGUGUCUAGCCAAAAGGAUUAUUCACAUUAUUUAGACAGUAGCUUAAAAGAUGAACGAAUGAGUCAAGGACCUAAAGAAUCUCAAGGAUUCCACUUUUCAAAUACAAACCCUGCUGUAUCUGUUUUCCAUUCAUUUCCAAAUUUGCAGAGUGAGCAGCUUUUCUCCAAAAACCGUACCACAGACAGCCAUAAGCAACCAGUGCCAACAGUCUCUCAUCAUGAAGGACUUAAAGAAAAUAGACAGCAAGAGUCUUCUGAUGAGAAAAUUACUUUUCCUUCUGACAUUGAUCCUGAAGUUUUCUAUGAACUGCCGGAAGAGGUACAAAAAGAACUGUUGGCUGAUUGGAAGAGAACGGGAUCAGAUUUCCACACUGUACAUAAAUGA